AUGGGGCCGGAUUGGUGGAGCAGCGCAGCGGCGGCCGCAGCUCUCGGGCCGGAGUGGUUGUCUAACAUAUUGGUGGCGGCGGCGAACGAGUUCGAAGAGGCAAUGUCGGUGCCACAACUGACCAAUAAGGAGACUGGCAUAGGAUGGGAUGAAUCAGGAAAAAAUAUAGUUAUGCCAGAGAGUUGGUGGAAGGAAACAGCAAGAAAAGUAAAGGGAUGUACUAGAUUUAAGCACAGAGGGCUCCAAAAUGAGGAAAGCUUGGGAAUUAUGUUCGAAGAUCUUCGUAACACCGGGGAUGAUCAUUGGUGUGCUUCUAGUGGUGCAAGACCUUCUCAAACAAAUUUGGAUUGUGAUACUUCUCCCAUUAACCUUGAUGAUGAGGAUGAAGCUGACAAUGACGAUGACAGUGAACCAGAGGAGGUGACACCUACUACUGUGAGAGGGAAGAGAGGUAGAGUGGCUGAUAACAAGAAGGGAAAGAAACCUAAGACAAGUGGAGGUCUUUGGUUUCAAGAACAAAUGGGCAAGAUUGUGGAGAUGAAUGAGCGAACAACUGCAUCCUGUGAGUCCAUUGCGAGGAGGGAGGACAAAUCUGGUUGUUCAAUCCAGGAUGUCAUGGCAUUGGUGAAGGAAUGUGGUGCUGUUCCAGGAACAAAUGAACAUUUCAUUGCAUCACUUGUUUUUACCAAAAAAGCUGAAAGAGAGAUAUCUGAUUAUUCUUCUCAUGAGACUGAUGAAAGUGAUUCAGAUGAUGAUGAAUGGACUGUAAAAACUCUUGCAUUGUUGAGGGGUGCUCAAAAUAUUCAAUUUAUGACUGCUAUGCUUGCUUUCAAAUAUUUCUUGACAUAUCAUGACAAAAAUAAGAAUAGAACUCCAUCACAGAGUGGCUUUGGUUGGACUAUGGAAAAACUUCAGACUUUGGGACAGAGCCUUAAGAUGUUCAGGAUGGACCCACACCUAUUCUACCAGCUGCAUGAUUUGCUAGCGAGUUCAUAUGGUCUUGAGUCAUCUAUGCACAUAAAUUCUAUGGAAUCACUUGCUAUGUUCCUCCUUGUGUGUGGCCAAGGAAAAUAUUACAAUGUUGAUGCUGGGUACCCGAAUAGACCUGGCUACUUGACUCCAUACAAGGACGCAAGGUACCAUGUGCCAGAAUGGAGGAGGGGUCCUGCUCCAAGCGGUGAGCAUGAGCUCUUUAAUCAUUUGCAUUCAAGUCUUCGUAAUGUGGUAGAGCGUGCUUUUGGAGUGUUGAAAAUGAAAUGGAGAAUACUUCUCAAGAUGUCGACUUUUCCAUUGGAGAAGCAAAUGAUGAUCAUUGCUGCAACCAUGUGCCUUCAUAACUUCAUUCGUGAGAACAAUGCACAAGAUAAACAUUUUCGCAAAUGUGAUCGGAAUCUUGAUUAUGUGCCUACUAUACCAUCAAGAUAUGCACGACAUCUUCCUUCCCAAAAUGCAAGGGAUACAUCAACUUCUGAAUCGAAUGAUCGAGCAAUGGAUAGAUUCCGUGAUGACCUUGCAAGGGCGAUAUUUCUGUCUAGAUCAUCAUGA
Setaria italica (foxtail millet) is the source of this 1545-nucleotide messenger RNA. RefSeq lists its product as uncharacterized. The record is from RefSeq and is a predicted model, not a curated record. Bases 1 to 1545 code for a protein of 514 amino acids. NCBI's taxonomy places the organism in Eukaryota, Viridiplantae, Streptophyta, Magnoliopsida, Poales, Poaceae. The transcript is spliced from 5 exons.